GCGCGUUGCCGCUGCACGCUAGGCAUGCGCUCCCGUGCUGCCCGGCAACACCAUCUAACAUAUACACAAUACCGCGCGCCCCUGUGCCGUUGUCGGCAUGUUGGGCGCGCGGCUCAAGUCAUGGAUGGAGGCGCAGCUGGGGCGGGCCAAGAAGCGUAAGCAGAAGCAGGCGCGUCAGACAGCGGCGACUACGACUACGGGACCUCUGCCGCCUCCUCACCUGUCCUCGCCGGAGAGUGCGUACAGCACGGGAUACUCCACAGAUGGCACUUCUCCUGGAACAGCACCGGCCCCGCUCGCCGCUCCGCUCGUGGCCCCACCGCCGCCGCCUGCGCCACCGACCACACAUCUCUACCACGAACCAGCCAAGCAGCGUCGUUCUAACGUGGUCGUCCGUCGCUGCAUACCAGAGCCAGCGCCGGUACCCGUAGUAGUUUGUGCGACACCAUCCCCUCGGCCACGAUGUCGGAUCAGAACCAAUCCGUGGAUGGGGGCAACUUCACCCAGCAGGCGACGACCUCAGAAUAUAGUGCAUCAGCACUCCCUGCAGUGCCCACCCACAACACAACCGCAACUACAUCAUGCUCCAUAUUCCCUUGAUUCCCAUGUCAAGUAUGGGUCGAGAUCACCGCACCUCUCCCCUCACUUAUCACCAGAGCCUCAUAGAUCACCUUACUACCGCGGCGGAGCUUCCAGUGACGAAGAGUGCAGGGGAAUGAGAGCCAGAGGUCGAGAGACCGCCAUAUUAUCUGAUGCUGACUUCGAUUCAGACGGAGACACUGGACUAGAUGGUGGAGAUGAAGAUGAUGAUGAAACUGCUUCGCCUGGGAGACGAAGGGCACGGAGACGAAGGCCUCCGCGACGACCACCACGGUCGGCAGCCAUGUUUUCAGGAGCGACGCCGCCUCGAAUGCGUAGACGCAACCACGCACCUUCAGCGCCACCAGUCCGAGAACGAGAUCCUUUGCUGGAGGCUGACAGAGAGGCAGAAAGGAAGUACAGGGAACUCAUCAGGGAAGCGGAGAAAUUACUGGUCACUGUGUCACGAGCACCGCUUGAACCACCGCACAAUCCAAGAGUAAGGGAGUUGAGGGCUACUGAGGUGGAAGCUCCCCGUAGAAGUCCAGAGCGUACUCAUAUUACGAACUUCAUGCGUGCAAACUCCCCCGAGCCUCCUCGUCGUUUGUCCCCUGUCGCGAGGCGCUCCCCACUGGCUGCUCCGCCACCACCCCCGGUGGCACGACGGCUCACUCCUCCCUCGCCGACAGACAGACCCCACUCCGAGCCCCCCAAAAGGAAGGCUUAUGCUCGGGAUGAGGUUCUUCAAACGUUGGAAGGUCUACGUAAGAGUCUGCAGCAGCAAUCGGCUCUACUAGCGGUGCAACGGACACGACUGGACUCCCUAUAGCCGCCAAACUGUCCCCUUCCCGUCCCGCAUUUCCUAGGUAUUAGACCUUCUUAUUAGAAUAUCAAGUAGUUGAUGCCAGUUCACGCAACUCUGAUGCCAACAUUUUUGAAAGAUUUUUUAUAAUAUGGUAGUUGAUUAUUUUUAGAAAUCAUCACACUGCUCUCAUUUGUGUCUAGGGUGGAAUGUAGUGAAGGACAAUAAUAGGAAGGAAUGUAAUGUAGAUACUUCUUCUUUAUCUCUUGAACGAAAUCUUUGCUUCUUGUACUACUAUAUCCUUCAUCCAAUUUGCUAGCUUUCCUAACUUAAAUGUUGAGUUCCAUAAUCUUCUUUGUAAACGGUUUUCGAGAGCAGAGCGUAUAUUGUAGUUAUACAUUGUCUGUUAUUUGUUGGCAGAAUUUUUAUACUUCUACUGUUUGAAAUGAUGCGUUCUUAUUGAGCAUUUAAAUAUAAACUGUUGUUUACAUCUUUUGCGAAAAAUACUCAUUGUUAGUGGAUUUCGCAGAUCGAUAUCAUGAUUGUUCCCUUCUUUGCCAACUUCUUCGUUCACAUCGUGAUAGUCAUCUGUUUUUUGUUUAUCUAUUGUACCAUCUUGUUAAGUUGUUUAUUGUUUGUUUACAUUAUUGUCAAUUAUUUUGUAAUUUAUGAGUCUAGUGCACAUAGGGAUCUUUUUUAUUUAUAGAAACGCUGGUUUCUUCUCGUCGAUACCAAAGAUACACUUUCAUCAGACACGCGAAUUGAAUGCUAUGAAAGUUUCAUAUAGCUUGUCGAGUAUUUGACUUUCGACAUGAGACCUGCCACAUUCAAGAUCUUCAGAAGAAAUAUUAGGUUGUUACUUGAUAAUUUUACAUUAAAUAUUUAUCCCAAAUAGGUACACCAAAGUUCUCAAGAAACUUUAUCAACCCCGUCUAGUCAAUGUGCACUGUCUGAAGUCUCCCAUCUAUUUAGAGCGUGAACGGCAGGUAGUUGUUCCACAUACUCCUUUUCUCUAGUCCCUCCAUAAGUUCUAGUCAGUUUAUCUGUCAGUUAGUUAGUGUAGUAUUGUUAUUUCCGUGUAGGCGAGGCCACUUUCAUUAUCUUCCAUAAUACUUGUAGCGUCAUUUUAUUAGUAGUAUCUAGAUUAGAUGGUAAAUGACGUCGUUCUGUAGCUAUACUGGAUAUUCGAACAAUUGGAAAAUGUGAUUAUUGUACCAGAAACACCAUUGCUUAGUUCAUGCUUGUGUUCAUCUUUUCUUACAUUUUUACUGCGACAGUAACGACCACAUAUCCGUAGAUUUUGUAUUUCUCCUUUAACGGAGACAAUUUUUGAUACAUUUUAUUCUGAACACGAAUCAAUGUUUUGCAAAUGUUCGUCUAAAUAAGCAAUAUUAACAAUUAGUGCCAUAUCUCUCAGUAAUGCUACAACGACGAUCGCACAUACAGGUUAGAUGUUCUUGGGGUAGCAACGGAGAGAAGAGAAGGAAUGGAGUACCAUGCUUGGUAGCCAUCUGUUAACAAUUCAUCUGAAGAACUCACAUGACGAUGUUAUAUAACAAGUACUGUUUGGGGAGGUGUAGCAUGGUGCACUCCAUUCUUUCCGUCCUCUUUGUGUAGCGUAUGUAUCGAGUAGCGCCGUAGUAUAGACUAGAGCGGUCUCACUAGGGUAAGGGCGAACAGUGGCCACGGCGUACUAAGACUGCGUUAUUAUUAUAUCUUAUAAUAAUUAACUUAUACAAUGUUUACUCGUUAUACUGUUCUUCGUUCGGUUGCUGGUUCAGUGUUUUUAUAUUCUAGUCAUCACUCGUUCAUGUCAUCGUUUUCGAUGAUAACAAAACAAUAAACAUUAAGACUGGUAGUCUCGACAGUUAUAAAGGACUGAAAUUGAUUGCUAAGUUGUGAAUUUCUUUAUGAGAUUUUCUAUUCUAUGUUUAUGUAUCACAUAAAGUUGAAAGUCUUUUAGGGAAAUCUUCGACUUGGCAACCGAUUUCAGUCGCUAUUAUUACUAUAUCGAGACUUCUAGCCUAGGUUUUAAACUUUAUCAGUGCUGCUUAUAAUGUUAAGUCUAGUACUUUUGACUCGUAUGAGUUCAUUAAAUGUGGGUGUAUUUCUUUAAUUACUUUAUAGUUUACCUAAGUGCUGGGAAUUUAUCUUUAUAAUAAUUGUCUUGCGGAAGCAAAAGCCUUACAAAUCAAUUGAAGAAUAAUACUUUAUUAGCACAAAGUUCGAUAUUAUCAUAUUACCUGAAGCAAGGAUUGGUUUGAUUCCAGAGGGUUUUUGUUUUUUAUAAGUACAAUGUUCUGAAGACCUUUAUAUACCUUUAUAUUGUGCAGUCUUUUGUGGGAACGUUAAAUAUUGUUUUUUUUUUUAUUAAGUAAUUAAUUUAGUUACUAAUUUCCGUUUCUUAACCAGCUGCCGAACGAAAAGGGAGUCUAUAUGGGCUUCCAUAUUUUUGUUAGUGCAAUUUUGGGGGGGACCCACCAUAUGCGAGGGUCUUACCCCAGCUGAAUGUAAAUAUUUAUCCACUUUACUUGUUUAUUGUAAGUAUAAAUAAGAUUUAUACGUUUAGUUGAAUUUUCAUUAAAAUAUUAUU
Spodoptera litura is the source of this 3974-nucleotide messenger RNA. RefSeq lists its product as uncharacterized. Lineage: Eukaryota; Metazoa; Arthropoda; Insecta; Lepidoptera; Noctuidae. The record is from RefSeq and is a predicted model, not a curated record.